Messenger RNA from Prunus armeniaca (apricot), 3012 nucleotides. Lineage: Eukaryota; Viridiplantae; Streptophyta; Magnoliopsida; Rosales; Rosaceae. The record is from the annotation of a GenBank genome assembly.
AUGAAGGAAAGGGAAGGGACACACCAGCAGAUUGACCUAUCAGAAAACUUUAACUCAGUGAUGCCACCAAAAAAGCACACAAUUGCAGAUGCCUGUCGUGUAAUGAAGCGUUAUGGCAUUUCGGGAGCCAAAACAAAGGCAGCGCUUAAGGAACUUCUAAAAUUAUAUGAAAAUAACUGGGAGCUUAUCGUAGAUGAUGAUUACAGAGUACUGCUUGACGUUAUACUGGACAAGAAUUCCAAGGAGGAGAGAGUGGAAAGCAAGGAAAAAGAAACUUUAAUUCAUGAAUCAAAGGGAGUGAAAUCCAAGAAGAAAGAAGCUCCAUCAUAUGAUAAAACUGAAGCUGUUGAACUUCCAACCCAGAGAGUAUACACAAGACAACAGAAGAAACAGGCGUUGUACCUCUCCAAGUCUUGCUCAGACGCAACUCCAUCAAGACACGCACAUCCAAGUGAUGAUGAUCUGUUGUCAGAUUCUUCAUCUGAAAAUAAUCAACCGCCAUUGAGAAAAUAUUCAAUGAAACAACAGGAAGCUUCUUCGAUACUUGAAUCAGAGGGAGUGAAAUCUAAGAACAAAGAAGCUCAAACUGAAGAUGCUGAACAUCCAACAAAGAGAUUAUGCACAAGACAACAGAGAAAACAGGCAUUGUCUCAGUCUAAAUCUUCCUUGGAAACAACUCCAUCAAGAAGUGCACAUCCAAAUGAUGUUGAGCUGUUAUCAGAUUCUUCAUGUGAUGACCCUCAGCCACCAUUGAGCAAAUAUUCCCUGAAACACCAGGAAGAAGAAGCUAGGAUACGUGAAUCAGUGGGAGUGAAAUCCAAGAACAAAAAAGCUCUAUCAUAUGAUAAAACUGAAGAUGUUGAACUUCCAACCAAGAGAUUAUGCACAAGUCAGCGGAAAAAACAGGCAGUGUCUCUCUCCAAAUCUUCCUUGGAAAAAACUCCAUCAAGAAGUGCACAUUCGAAUGACAAUCUGUUUUCAGAUUCUUCAUCUGAAGAACUUCAAACCCUAUCCAGAAGGACUGUCCUAAGACAUCAGGAAGAAGAAGUUUUGAUUCACGAAUCAAAGGGAGUGAAAUCUGAGAACAAGGAAGUGCCAUCGUAUGACAAAACUGAAGUUGAUGCUUUUUCAACCAAGAAAUUAUACACAAUACAACAGGAAAAAAAGUCACGUCCCUUCUCUAAAUCUUGCUUGGAAACAGCUCCAUCAAGAAAGGCACAUCAGAAUGAUGAAGAUAUGUUUUCAGACUCUGAAGAAUCUGAGGAAUGUGUUCCACUAUUGAGAACUAACCGGAGAAACCACGAAGAAGGUGCUUUAGUCAUUUGGAAGAACUUAGAUCCUGUGCAUAGCUGCAAUCCAGGGGUGGCAGAAAAUCUCAAUGUGAUAUUGUUACAUGAUUCUUCAUAUUAUGAUGGUUGUAAUGCUGAUGAUGGUGAAGACAGCUCAGGGUUACUGGAAGUGGAACCAUUGAAUGUGGACAAUAGAGAUAGUGUUUCUGAUUUAUCACAGAUGGAUGUUUCAUCAUCUCCUCCAACAGGAGAGGUGAAAAUUCCUUUGAUUGGUACCUCUUCUCCACAGCAUGAUUUCCAUCUGCCAAAUUGUGAUGCAGCGGUAGAAGUGGUGGAAGGGAGAUGCAUAAAAUCAUAUAGGAAUGGGGAAUCCCAUUUGGCAAUAGAAACUAAUUCCACUGUUGAUAAAAAAACAAGACUCAGAGAUUCACCAGAUUUAAAAAUUUCCAAUGCACAAGAUGUUCUUGCCAGAAAAGAUGAUUACCAACGCGAUAAUUGUGGUGCUCCAAGUUUUCCUAGUGAAGUAUUUGUAUUUCAGAAUCUUAUCAAGAUUGUACCCCAUAUACCAAAACAUAUAGUUUUCAGUGGAUUUGAAUGUCUCAACCACUUAAUUGGUUUUACAACUGAGGACAUUGAGAAAAUUUGUGGUGAAAGUGGAAAGAGAUUAAAGGUUCUCCAAGGGCUACAAUCUUCAAAAUUAUGCAAGGUGGAGGCUGCUCAGAACCACCAUUCUUCACUUGGAGUUGUAAAGUCCUGUGUUUAUAUUGAUGACAUAACUAGAGGUGAAGAAAGAGUGAAAAUUUCCCUGGAAGAUGGAAGAAAUGUUGAAGAUCUGCCAACCUUCUUUUACAUCCCUCAGAAUUUAGUUUAUAAGAAUGCCUAUGUGAAAUUUUCACUUGAUCGUAUAUCUGAUAAGGGUUGCUGUCCGCAUUGUUAUGGGGAUUGUCUGGCAUCACCUAUACCAUGUAUCUGUGCUAUUGAAACUAGGGGUGGGUUUGCUUACACACCCGGGGGAUUGGUCAAGGACAAGUUUCUGGAAGACUGUAUAUCUAUGAAACAAGAACCUAAAGAACACAACUACGUAUAUUGUAAAAAGUGCCCACUUGAAAGCUCUAAGAACAGGAAGAGUCCUGUGGCAUGCAAGGGCCAUUUAUAUAGGAAAUUUAUGAAGGAAUGCUGGUCUAAAUGCGGAUGUAACAUGAACUGUGGAAACCGGAUUGUUCAGCAAGGCAUUACUGUGAAGUUGCAGGUGUUUUUGACGCCCGAAGGAAAAGGGUGGGGCCUUCGAACACUGGAGGACUUGCCAAGAGGGGCUUUUGUCUGUGAAUAUGUUGGAGAGAUAGUUACCAAUACAGAACUAUAUGAGCGAAAUAUGCAUAACGUUGGUAAGAAGCAUACAUGCCCGGUGCUACUAGAUGCAGACUGGGGUUCAGAGGGUGUCUUAAAAGAUGAAGAGGCACUUUGCUUAGAUGCUACAGUUUAUGGAAAUGUUGCAAGAUUUAUCAAUCACAGAUGUUUUGAUGCUACCUUGGUUGAGAUCCCUGUUGAAGUGGAGACCCCAGAUCAUCACUAUUAUCAUGUUGCCCUUUUCACAACAAGGAACGUUGAUGCUAUGGAGGAGCUCACUUGGGACUAUGGCAUUGACUUUGAUGACCAUGAUCAUCCUGUGAAGGCUUUCCAGUGUCUCUGUGGAAGCCCAUUUUGUCGUGGCGGCAACCUUUAA